Messenger RNA from Podarcis raffonei (Aeolian wall lizard), 984 nucleotides. It is a transcript of the gene CYS1, whose product is annotated as cystin 1. The coding region runs from base 1 to 492 and encodes 163 amino acids. Lineage: Eukaryota; Metazoa; Chordata; Lepidosauria; Squamata; Lacertidae. The record is from RefSeq and is a predicted model, not a curated record. The transcript is spliced from 3 exons.
AUGGGCACGGGCAGCAGCAGGCCGGGGAAAGGGCGCAGCUUGGUGAAGCCUUGGCGUGGCCCCGGCCGGGGCAGCGGGAGCAUCAGCGCCCCCGCCAGGCAGGGCCGAGCAGAGGAGGAGCAGGGCGCGGAGCCCAGGUGCUACAGCCAAACGCCGGCGCGCGCCACCACCUCACCGUCGGCGGGCGAGUCCGACUCAGACUCGGAGCUUCUGGACCGGGUGCUGGAGGAGUGCGGCGACGAAGGGCUCGGGCAGCCGACGGGGCGACGCCGCCGCCGCCCCCUCCUCCUCGAGGCCGCCGGGGAUGGCUGCUCCCGCCCGGCAGAGGGCAGCGGCGAGGAGGUCUUUUCAGCAAGAUCCACUCCAGGUCUAGAGAGCAACAACUUUGCCAACCAGCUGCCACUGAAGAAGCUUGAGAGGCAGGCCAAGAUAUCCUACGAUUACUCCGAAGAGGAGCUGAUGGCAACGAUUGAGCAGGAAUACUGUCGCUGAAGCCGAUUGUGGGCUGUGCCAACAGUGCCUUGUGAACAAGCUCACUAUGGGGCGAGAUAGUUGAAGCUGCAGUGGUAUUUCUCAGAAAGGUGUUUUCUCUGGGAUGGGGUGGGGAGGGAUGGGGAAAGCAAGAGCGGAGAAGAAGGCAUGGCACCAUCCAAGAAGGCUGGUAGAAUCCUCAAACAGCCUGGAGAAGCUUCUGCAGAGCUCUCUCUGCCAUUAUGUCAGGAUGUGGCCUUAUAGGGACUCAGUUGUGCCCAUUUGGGAAAAUACAUCUCCAAAGCUGGUGCACCUACAGGCAGACUGUCAAGUUUUCCCGGAUUUAUGAAGGCACCAUCACCAUUGUCCUCAGUGUCUUGGGAGACAUGCAGCAAGGGACUUGAAUGGUUGUUUUCGACUGUCUGCACUUUUGCCUUUCCUGUGGGCCAUCUUUGAUCCUGUCAGACCCCAAGCACUAACCUAUAUAUUAUUAAAGCAUAUAUUCCCAGCAAA